Rubroshorea leprosula is the source of this 2693-nucleotide messenger RNA. NCBI's taxonomy places the organism in Eukaryota, Viridiplantae, Streptophyta, Magnoliopsida, Malvales, Dipterocarpaceae. The record is from the annotation of a GenBank genome assembly.
CCCAUACAAGAAGCAUUUAAAACAAAAGAUUACAUUCAAAGAUUUACUGCCAUUUCGUGCAGCUCCAUGUUGUUGCACUGUGCUGCUAUUUGCAGCCUUUCAUUUGCAUUUGCAUUUCAUUUUCUGUUCAUUUCAGCCUCAUUUCCACAACAUUUGCAGCUUUAGCUUGCUGCACUUUGCUGCUACCGUGCUAUUGAAGAAUGUGGAGGUUGAAGAUAGCAGAGGAUGGGCCGUGGCUGACCACGGUGAACAAUCACAUCGGACGUCAACACUGGGAAUUCGAUUCAGAAGCUGGAAGUCCAGAAGAACGUGCCCAAGUGGAAAGGCUCCGCCAAAAUUUCAAGAAUAAUCGGUUUCGGGUGAAACAGAGUGCAGAUCUGUUGAUGAGAAUGCAGCUUAGGAGAGAGAAUCCUUGUGAACCAAUUCCUCCUCCAGUAAAAGUGAAAGAUACAGAAGUGGUGACAGAGAAAGCAGUGACAACUACCCUAAGAAGGGCUAUCAGUUUCUAUUCAUGUCUUCAGACCCAAGACGGUCAUUGGCCGGCUGAAUCUGCAGGCCCUGUUUUCUUCCUUCCUCCUCUGGUAAUAACAUUGUAUGUUACCGGGUCACUUAAUGUGGUUCUGUCACCAGAGCACCAGAAGGAAAUUAUUCGAUACAUAUACAACCAUCAGAAUCAAGAUGGAGGUUGGGGACUACACAUUGAGGGCGAUAGCACAAUGUUUGGUUCAGCAUUAAGCUACAUUACCUUGAGGUUGUUGGGAGAGGGACCUGAAGAUGGCGAAGACAAGGCUGUGGCUAGGGGCAGAGAAUGGAUACUUAACCAUGGUAGUUUAGUAGCGGUUCCAUCCCUAGGAAAGUUCUGGGUUGCGGUACUUGGGGUGUACGAGUGGGCGGGCUGUAACCCUUUGCUCCCAGAGUUAUGCCUUCUUCCUGAGACUUUUCCCAUUCAUCCAGGGACAAUGACGUGCUUUGCUCGGUUGGGUUACCUAUCGGUGUCAUACAUAUAUGGAAAGAGGUUUGUCAGUCCAACUACCAGAUUGGUUAAGCAACUAAAGGAGGAGCUUUAUAAUGAACCUUAUCAUCAGAUUAACUGGAAUAAAGCCCGAACCACGGUUGCAAAGGAGGAUACCUACAGUUCGCUUUCUCUAGCACAAGAUUUGACAUGGGGAUUCCUCUACCAUGUCGCAGAGCCACUUCUGACAUGCUGGCCCUUCUCCAUGCUAAGAGAGAAGGCACUGAAAGUUGCAAUGGAGCAUAUACAUUACGAAGACGAGAACAGCAGGUACAUAGGCAUGGUAUCUGCAUUAAAGAUCUUAAGCCUCCUUGCCUGUUGGGUGGAAAAUCCAAACUCAGAAGCACACAAGCGACAUUUAGCCAGAUUGCCAGAUUAUUAUUGGAUUGCAGAAGAUGGCUUGAAAAUUCAGAACAUUGGUAGCCAGUUGUGGGAUACAGCUUUUGCUAUACAAGCAAUUAUCUCUAGCAAUCUAAGUGAUGAGUAUGGGCUAACACUUUGUAAAGCACAUGACUUCAUAAAAGAUUCACAGGUCCAGCAAAACCCUUCUGGCAACUUCACUGCUAUGUUCAGACACAUCUCUAAAGGAUCUUGGACAUUCACCACGCAAGAUCAGGGCUGGCAAGCCUCUGACUGUACUGCAGAAGGUUUAAAGUGUGCACUUCUGCUCUCACAAUUGCCACCAGAUCUUGUUGGAGAAAAGAUGGAAAAGGAGCAGUUAUAUGAUGCUGUCAGUGUCAUUCUUUCCUUUCAAGUAAGAUGUACAUCGCAACCACACAUCACAGUCUGCUAUAGUAAUAGAGGGGGUUUCCCUGCUUGGGAGCCUCAACGAGCAUACCAUUUUUUAGAAAAGAUUAGUUCUACAGAGUUCUUUGAAUCUGAUCUUGUAGAAAUGGAGUAUGUAGAAUGUACUUCAUCAGCUAUUCAAAGUCUUGCACUCUUUAGGAGAUUGUAUCCCAAGCAUCAGAGGAAUGAGAUAGACAGUUGCAUUUCACGAGCAGCUAGUUACAUUGAAGAGGCACAAAAUCCAGAUGGUUCUUGGUAUGGUAGUUGGGGAGUCUGCUACACCUAUGGUACAUUGUUUGCAGUGGAGGGGCUCACUGCAUGUGGCCGAACCUAUCGCAACAGCCCUACUUUGCGUAAAGCUUGUGAAUUUCUAUUAUCAAAGCAGCUGCCUAAUGGUGGAUGGGGAGAGAGUUACCUCUCCUGCAGCAAGAAGGAGUAUAUAAACCUGGAAGGCAACCGAGCAAACUUGGUACAAACAGCCUGGGCUUUGUUAUCCCUAAUUAAAGCAGGACAGGCUGAAGUAGAUCCUACCCCCAUCCAUCGUGGAAUUAAGGUCUUGAUAAAUUCACAAAUGGAAGAUGGUGACUUCCCUCAACAGGAAAUCACAGGAGCGAUUUUUAGAACCUGUUUACUAAACUUCUCAUCUUAUCGAAAUAUAUUCCCCAUUAGGGCACUUGGAGAAUAUCUUCGCCAUGUUCUAUGUGCAUAAAUCUCUCAAUCUCAAGAAAGGGGAUGGGCCACAGAGAACAUCAGUUUGACAAGGCCGCCUCUUUCACAUCCUGCUGUGCGAUAUGCAAAAAGAAAUGCAGUGUCAUAUGGUAUGAGACUAUGAGUUGGCUUCUUGGUUGUGUAAGAGUUUGAUACUCUGUUCUAGCAAUAAUUUCUGUCAUUUGAU